Columba livia (rock pigeon) is the source of this 4206-nucleotide messenger RNA. RefSeq names its product basic helix-loop-helix family member e23 (gene BHLHE23). NCBI's taxonomy places the organism in Eukaryota, Metazoa, Chordata, Aves, Columbiformes, Columbidae. The transcript has a single exon. The coding region runs from base 162 to 836 and encodes 224 amino acids. Gene Ontology annotation, biological process: axon development; sensory organ development; positive regulation of transcription by RNA polymerase II. The record is from RefSeq and is a predicted model, not a curated record. Gene Ontology annotation, molecular function: DNA-binding transcription factor activity, RNA polymerase II-specific; E-box binding; protein dimerization activity. Gene Ontology annotation, cellular component: nucleus.
UCCCGCCGGGCCCAUCUCCGCCGAUAUAAGCGGCGGCGGGGCCGGUACCGCGCUCACUGCCCGCCCCCAGCCCGGGCGCAGUGGGGCCGCCUCCUCCUCUUCUUCAUCCUCAUCAUCCUCAACGCUGAGGCGGCGGAGCGCGGCUUCUCCCCGCCAAGGCCAUGGCCGAGCUCAAGUCGCUGGGCGGCGAGACGUACCUGGCGCUGGCCCCGGGCUAUGGGCCAUCGGCUUUCGCCUACGGGACCGUCCGCGGCGGUACCGAGGGUCCGCGGGGGACAUACCCGGGAGGCGGCGGGACGGACUUUCACCCCGGGGCGCUGGGCAAGUCGGCGGAGAGCAGCGGCGAGCAGAGCGGCGAUGAGGAGGACGGCUUCGAAGCCGGGGUGAAGGGCGGUGCGGGCUUCGAGCGGGAGGGCAAGCUGAAGGGGGGAGCCCUGGGCAAGAAGCCGAAGGAGCAGCGCUCGCUGCGGCUCAGCAUCAACGCGCGGGAGCGGCGGAGGAUGCACGACCUGAACGAUGCCCUGGACGGGCUGCGCUCCGUUAUCCCUUACGCCCACAGCCCCUCGGUGAGGAAACUCUCCAAAAUCGCCACCCUGCUCCUGGCCAAGAACUACAUCCUCAUGCAGGCGCAGGCUCUGGAGGAGAUGCGGCGGCUGGUGGCUUAUCUGAACCAGGGCCAGACGCUGAGCACUCCGCUGCCCGCCACCCUCAACCCCUUCGGACAGUCGGCCGUGUACCCGUUCGGCAGCGCAGCCUUGCCCGGCUGCCCCGAGAAAUGCACUGCCUUCACAGGAGCCACCUCCGCCCUCUGCAAACACUGUAAUGACAAGCCUUGACUUCUGGCUUCUUUUUGGUUUUUAUUCGUUUUUUUUUUUUUUUUUCUUUGCACUUUUCUUUCCACUACCAUCAGCCCUGGCUUCCUACCAUCAGUUAAGUCUGGGUUUUCUUUUUGUUUGCUUCUCUUAAAUACUCCCCUCCCUGCACCCCAUUUGGAAAUACUUGGCAGUUUGUGUGGACCCCAAAACUAUCCACUUUUCAACUUUCAGUUAACCCUCCCCACCCCAACAUGUAACUUCAUCUAUAGAGUUAUUUCCUUCCCGGCCGGUUAGUGAACUGUGAGCAUAAUGUUGUGUUUCUGCUUGCUCUCAUCUAUGAAGUUUUUGAGCAGUUUUUAAACUAAACUGUAGAAAAAGGGAGGGAGAGAGAUCUGGAGAUGGAAAUCUCAGUGAGUUUUCUUUGGCAUGAUCAACCUGUGUUAAAAAAUAGCUUAAAAGGAGGGGGGGGAAGCAAAAUCCAGCUGCAAAACUAUGCAAUGCUUCAGAAUCUUGGGGGGGUGUCCUGUGUAGCCUGCUGGGGUUGGACUGCAGCCGUGAAUCCCAAUGAAAAUGUCAUUCAGUCAGCUCAUGGGAGGGGGGAAGGUCAAGGCUCUUGAUAAAACAAUAGGCGCUUCAAAAUAAGAUGCGCUUUUUUCUUUUCUUAAAAAGAAAAAGGAAAAAAAAUAACCUCUUCUUGAACUGAGAGGAACCUGUGAUUGUAUGCUAAUGCUUGCUUUUUGCCUGUUUCUCAGCUUGGUUAAGUUUUCCAGAUGAUUUUUUCCAAAGUUGUUGCUCAUCAUGAUAAACAAAGCAAAAAAAAGUCACGUAACAUAUUUAUAUGUAUUUAUAAUAAAUAAAAGACAUGAAUAACAACUUUCUCUGUCCUACAUGUCUCUAAAAUGAGCUGGCAGUCAAAGCUAAAGCCCUGCUGAAGUAAAGUAAAGCAGGGAUGGCCACAGCCGUCCUCUGUGGAGGAGCAGCACUGUCAAGUUAGCUGAAUGAUGGGAAUACAUGGGGGAAAGCUUGUGGACCUUCGCUCCUUAUCAGCAGGGAUUUGGGUUUUUUCCUCCAGUUUCUCAUGGAUUGUGAACACGCACAGAAGUGUUGUUUCUGCCUGAUGUUUAGAGUUAAGUAGGCAGAGAUUUAGCUUGUGUAUUUUGACACUUGCUGGAGGAUGCUGUGCCCUGGAAGUGGUGUUUGAAAGGGGUUAUUGUGGCACCAAGUUUGGCUCUGAGGACACCCCUGUAAAACAUGGCAGGGAAGAAAAUCGCUUAAAGACUGCUUAUCCCUUUCACUUGGUUUUCUCUUAUAUCUACAGCUUGACCCUAGACCUGUGCAGGGUGGGGGGGCUGGACCACUUAGUAUCACGGCUCAACUAAUAAUCUCUUGCCAAGUAUUGACUGUGUAAGUAAAAGUUACAAAGUGAGUGCCUCGCUGGCAAAGUUUGUGAUGUUGCUCGUGUUGGUUCACUUUGGUUUAUGAUGUUUAAAGCUUUGGUGGCUUGCACGCUUCACUAGUCAUUAUAUAAUAAUAAUAAUAAUUGAGGCGCAUUCAGUGAUUUCUGUUCAGAUUGAAAUACCUACCCAAUGUCAGAGCAACUGCACAAACUGGUACAGCCGCAGCCUGAGGGGCCCGAGCUGUCCGUGCCCAUUUGUGUUAGGAGUGGGGUGUAACUAUUUAGGGUUAUUAAACCAAUUUCCAUGCCUGUCGCUAGUGUUAUGCUAAUUUGAAAAGGACUGCCAUCCCUCUAAAGCUGCUUGUCUGUGGCACUUGAUUUUAAUUAAUACAUUUCCAAAAGACUUUUUGUGUUUGGAAAACGAAGUGUGUGAUUAAGCCACAUUCAUAAAGACAUAUGCUUGAAACUGGUUCCUGCUCAUUUCCAUUUUUAUAUCUUUAUUUCUUCUGAUGAAGCGAAAGCCAACCAAAACCACUCCUGAAGCAAAAAUGACACAAAACUGCAAAUCAGCAAAGGUCAUUUAAAGUGUUGCAGCCUGAGCUGUUGCUAGAUAAUAUUUUGGGGAAAAAAAAAAAUCAGUUUAAAAUAGAAUUAUGAUUUAUAGGUAAAUGCUUAUUAUUUCUGGUUAAAAGUAUAGAAGAUUGAGCAGUUGGAAAUAUUUUAAUGGGGAUUAGUUAAACUCUUAAUUUUUCACCAAAACUAAAAUAGCUGCAGAAUUAAGUAUUUAACAGCUUGAUAUUAAAUGUGAGUUUGGUUUCGUUAAAGACUUACACUAACAAUAAUGGAAUUUAUAAUUGCUUCUUUCUCAAGUAAUUGUGGCAAAGAAAGUGGCUCACUAAUUUCAGAGUCUAAAAAAGUCUUCAUAGUCAUAGAGAGAAGCUAUUUUUGGAACAAUUGUUUUUAGUACAGUGAUUGUUUAAUUCUUUAUGUGAUUUAUGUAUCUACUUAGAACCCUAAAAAUCCACCUCAAAUAUUCAGAAGGCUGUUGGAGAGCCCACUUAGAAUCAAACAGUCUCAGGAGGCUAAACAUGUAAUCUCAAAUACAGAAGAUAAAACCUGCAUUAAAUAGAAUUUUGAUUGCAAAAAUACCCAAGCUUGAGUAUCUAAGUCCUGUAACAAAUCUAGGUAUUAAAAGCAGGAAUAUAGAACUUAUCAAAACAGUACUAGAGGAACUUGUAAAUUAUUAUUAAAAUCAGCCUUAAAGUACACAGGUUUUUAAUUCUAAAGUGAAAAGAAGUAGAAUCAUAACUUUUCCUGCAACAAACAAAUUAACGUGAAACUAAAACAAAGUUGCCUUCUCAGUUAAUCUGAAAAUUCAGUCCAGUGAGUUGCUUCUGGUCCCCAAGGCUUGUAGGAUUUUAACUGUUCUCAUAUGGACUUGAAACCCAUCCUGGGACCUUCGCAUUUCCCCUCACCCGGAGGCAGCUAUUCCAGUGUGAUUUACACUUUGUUCUGAGCUGCUGCUAAAACCACUGCCCAAUACCCCCGGAAAGGUGAUUUGUUGGCAGGGGAUAAACCAGUCUCUGAUUAUUGCAUUUGUGUGUGUGAAGCAUCGGUGCUCACCUUGCAAAUGUGCGUGGUUGUCCUGGGGAUCAGAUCCUGUAACUUCUCAUUUGUUUUGCCCCUUGUCUGGCAUAUGAAAAAAGAAAAAAAAACAAGCUUAUUUUGUGGUCCAUGUGAUGUUUUAAGUGUUUGCUUCCAGUUGGUGUUUCAGACAAUAUGAAGGGAGGACUUCAAAAUGCCGAAGAUCCUUUUUUCUGCUCAAAUGUUCUUGUUAUAGUGCUUGCUUUUUCUCCAAGAAGGAUUUAUGGUGUAUGCUCAGAUGGAACUGAAAUAUAGAUCGUGUGUUCUAAUGUACUUGUUACCCUGGUAUGUUCAUACUUAGAAGAAAACAUAAUGUCAACUGUUAAUUAAAGAUAAUAUAUUAUUUUCUAA